AUGAAUUUGGAACGUGAGUUGAAAGAGUUAAAAGCGGUGAUUCGUUCGCUAUUGAUAUCGCAUACCAACCAGCGUAUGACCAUAGCAGAACUUCAGGGCGAUUUUCAACGUAACGAAGGUUGUCCAAUUCCUUUCGCCAAAUUUGGUUAUGAUAGUGUUUUAAAGCUUCUCAAGUCUUUACCAGAUGUAGUGCAGGUGUGCUUCACGUCGUUUUCCAAUGUAUGGCAAUGGGUUAGCAUGAUGAACGUGCCGGUCAAUUCGGUGAAAUUGUCUAGUACGAUUGCCAAAGUGAGGGCGUCGGAUUACUUCACCAUUGCAGAGAACGAAAUCGUGUCUAUUAUGUACAUUCUCAAUCCGAAUCGAAUCUGGCUGCGCAGUGUCAAACAGGACCAGAUAAUAAGCAAGCUUCAGCGUGAAAUGAACCAGUUCUACAAUAAUAUUGGUUCCAAAUAUUUGUGCCUCGAAGCGUCUAAAGCACUGCAUGGUCUAUAUUGUGCAGUCUUAUAUCAAGAUUAUUGGUAUCGAGCGAGAAUAGUCGGGCCACUGGUAGGAAGGCGUAUAAAGGUAAACUUCAUCGAUAUUGGUAUAGUCGAGCUUGUCGAACUUGGUAACAUGAAAUUUUUAGCCGAUAUAUUUGAUGCCAUUCCGGCACAAGCUAUAAGGGGUUCGUUGGCGUACCUGAUGCCACCGUCUAAUGCGUGGAACAUCGAGACAUCUGAAGCAUUGUCCUACUUGCUUACAUUCGAGGACUUUUUGUCUGCGUACGUAGUAAACAUCGAUCACGACCUCAACACCGUAGACGUUGUCCUGCAUAACAAGAGAGGAGACAUUAUAAAUAAAUAUUUUGCGUCAAUCAUCUCCGCUCAUUGGACUGGGGACAAUUAUUUAUCACAAAAACUCGAAGACUACCAACGAAGAAAUCGUACCUUCAAUGAAAGAUAUCCAACCUUCUUCUGCAUUGAGGAUGGCCAUUAUCCAACGCGAUGCGAAAUUCUAGAUGCAUAUAAGAGUAACAUAUAUUUUGAAGAGUUUUACACUCAUAUAACACAUGUUGAAGGCAACAAUAUUGUGGAGCAGAUUUCAAAGCUGACUAAUGAAAAAAUGGCGCAGACAUUCGGUAUUGAAAUCCACAAACACCCCACCGAGGAUAAAAUAUACGAAAGCGACUAG
Molecule: messenger RNA, 1170 nt
Organism: Anopheles nili
Lineage: Eukaryota; Metazoa; Arthropoda; Insecta; Diptera; Culicidae
Gene: tej
Exons: 6
Coding region: 1-1170 (389 amino acids)
Source: RefSeq, a predicted model, not a curated record